Molecule: messenger RNA, 2179 nt
Organism: Leptinotarsa decemlineata (Colorado potato beetle)
Lineage: Eukaryota; Metazoa; Arthropoda; Insecta; Coleoptera; Chrysomelidae
Gene: MBD-like
Product: methyl-CpG-binding domain protein 2
Biological process (GO): DNA methylation-dependent constitutive heterochromatin formation; negative regulation of transcription by RNA polymerase II
Cellular component (GO): nucleus
Molecular function (GO): methyl-CpG binding
Source: RefSeq, a predicted model, not a curated record
UAUUUUAGUUGAUACUCGAUACAUGAAUUGUGACGUGACAGUUGACACUGUUAAAAACUUCACUGUGAAAAAGUAAACAGAUACUUGUAAACAAUGGCUAGUAUAACUAUAGAGAAAACUAAAUACGAGUGUGCACAGCUUCCUAAACGCUGGCAAAGAGAAGAUGUCCUACGUAAAACUGGUUUAACUGUGGGAAAAGUGGACUUGUACUACAACCGUGGUGUCAGAAAUGAUGGCUCAUUAGUGCCCCCAAUCAGACAAACGGCCAGCAUAUUCAAACAACCAGUGACAGUAUAUAAAACCCAAGAAGGUAAAGUAAAGAGUGACUACAAAAAUGGAAACCAAGAGAAACCCAAACAGCUUAUGUGGGAGAAACGACUCGAAGGAUUGAGAGCUUGUGACAUCGAUGGCUUCGAGUUCGAUGCUAUGGAACUUCCCAAGGGCCUGAAAGCUGUGGGCCCUAACGUUAACGAGGAUACUAUUAUACAGAGUGUAGCAACAGCGUUGCAUGUUUCUUCGCAGCCAGUAACAGGUCAGACUGGCACGAAAACAUUACUAGAGAAGAACCCUGGAGUGUUUUUAGACCCGAAGCAGCCAUUGGUACAUGCUGUUAAUGUGUCGGAGGAAGAUAUCAAGAGACAAGAGGAUAGGGUGGCCCUUGCCAGGAAGAAAUUGCAGGAAGCUUUGAGAAUGUAGAUUUUAUAGUGAUUCUGGUUUCUGUUCUGUGAUAUCUAAGUGCAGACAUGUUUGACUUCAUUUCAGUUUGCUAGAAGUUCACAUAUUUUGAUAAUUGACCGGUAAAUUUUUGUUUUAAGGUAUUACAUUUUUUUUAAUAAGACUUACAUAUUUUUAUCUGCAAAUCACGAAUCUAAAUAACAACUUGGUGCUCCAGUCUACUUUUGGAUAUGCAGUCACUUGUAAAAUGAUACCUUUUUUCACGAUCACAUGCCAUGGAUAUUUAUACUCGUAAAUGAACCACUACAUAAAUAGAGAACUAAAUUACAAAGAAAAAGGUGCCAUGAUGUGUAGAUCAUACAUAGAAGUAACUUUCUGAUACAAACUGGAAAAAAAAGCCAUCCCGAAAUAACUAUUUUCACAUGAACAUUCAGUAUACUUUUUCCUAUUCACUCUGUCCUCCAAACAUUCAUUAUGGAAUAUGGAAACAGUAUGAAAUGUGAAAGAGCUACAAUGUAAAAUUUCAGUCACAUGGAACACUAUCAUCUCAAUGGCAGACUUGAAAAUUUAUAGUAAGACACUUAUUACCUUAUAAGCACCUUUCUAGAUAACAUUAAAGAUGCAUCAGUUAGUUCAUUCAUAACGUUACAACUUUAUGUACCGACGAAACAAAUCUACUCAUGUGAAAGCAAUUGAAUUCAAAAUUAACUCUUAACGAAGGUUUGUAACUCAUGUGAAGAAGUUAUUUUCAGAUACAACUUUCAGAUACAGCUUUCAGUAGUUGAUACUUCUCCACGUAAUAUGGUAGCCAGUAAUUAAAAUCAAGUUAUUUUUUUUUCAAUGAAAGAUUGUGCAGUAAAUUUCGAAAAAAGCAUAUUGUUAAGAAAGAAUAUGAUGAAAUCACAAUCAACAGAAGAAAAUAUUACUCUCCAGCAGAUAAAAAUAAAUAAGUCUAAUUGAUUUUUUUUUAAAGUGCAGAAUAUGCCAACUUGGUUAGUCAAAUGCGCUUCAAGAAGAAUGUUAUGUAUCCGUUUAGGAACAGUGCUCGUUUUGGACUGUUUUGAGUUGUGAACUGAUAACAAAGAUGUUAAAAUAAAUGGAAACCUUUAAAAAAAGGAAAAUAUUGCUCAUCAAACGUUGACUUGAUAAGAUUCAAUUUGAUAAAAGAAUCCAAUUGAAAUUUCUUGUCAGUUAAGGAGUCAAUAUGAUAGUUCAGCUGACUGAAGUGUUACUGGAAGCCACAUUUUUAUUGGUAUCUUGAACCUGAAGUAUUGUGCUUUCUGCUCUAUCUUGAGCAGUAUGGUUUUUCAAAUUUUUAUCAAUAAUAAAACAUGGUAGACUAAUCUAGUCUAUGACUUGAACACGCAGCAAAACUGUAUAUGAAAGAAACGCAAACUUUCACACAAUUUUGUCAAAUUUUUUGUAAGUUUAUUUUAUACCUAUACUUUUGACUUUUGUUUGUAUAAUAUUGAGAUUGAGUCAUUAAAAAUUUGAGAAUUGAUUU